Telopea speciosissima is the source of this 1008-nucleotide messenger RNA. Its product is annotated as transcription factor FER-LIKE IRON DEFICIENCY-INDUCED TRANSCRIPTION FACTOR-like. The record is from RefSeq and is a predicted model, not a curated record. Lineage: Eukaryota; Viridiplantae; Streptophyta; Magnoliopsida; Proteales; Proteaceae. The transcript is spliced from 4 exons. Gene Ontology annotation, biological process: regulation of DNA-templated transcription. Gene Ontology annotation, cellular component: nucleus. Gene Ontology annotation, molecular function: sequence-specific DNA binding; protein dimerization activity; DNA-binding transcription factor activity. The coding region runs from base 1 to 1008 and encodes 335 amino acids.
AUGGAUAAUCAAGCAUUCCAAACCCAUCGAGCUCAACAUAACGACUACGGUUUUCAUGAUUUCAUCAAUGAAGGCAAUCUUGGGCAGUUCAUCGAUCUUGUUAGAGGGGAAAAUGCAGAACCCAUUACCAAUUUCAACUCAAAUACUUAUGAUGCAGCGGCGGAGUUCAUGUAUUGUGGUGGCGGAUUGGUUGAUAAUCAAUUCUAUACUACCAAUUCCCAACAACCACAAGGGGACGGCGUGUUUGAUUUCAACUCCCUCGGUAAUUCAGAGCCAAAUUAUAUUCUCGAUUCAUUGCCGCUCAUCGGUGAAGAAAACGAAGUUGAGAUGGAAGACGAUGAUGAGAAUGACGAGGACGAUUCAUCUGUGACGACGAGCACUGGACAGGUGAAGAGAUCAUCGAAUAAAGCUGAUCGUUCAAAGACCUUGAUUUCGGAACGGCGGCGAAGAGGUCGAAUGAAGGAGAAGCUCUAUGCUUUGCGAUCCUUGGUACCCAACAUUACUAAGAUGGACACUGCAUCCAUAGUAGGGGAUGCAGUGGAAUACGUGACAAACUUGCAAAUGGAAGCUAGGAAGCUAAGUGUUGAAAUUGCAGAACUCAGAUCAUCGCUUGAAGAUGGAGUAGGGAAACCAAAUGAUUUGGGUGAUAUUACAAAGAAGGCCCAAGCUGGAACAGAGAAGAAGUAUCCAAGUUCCAAGAAGAUAGUGCAGAUGGAUGUGUUUCAAGAAGAAGAAAAAGGUUACUACGUGAGAUUGGCAUGCAACAAGGGAGAAGGUGUAGUAGUAGCUCUUUACAAGGCACUUGAGUCCCUAACGCGAUUCGAUGUACAAAGAUCAAACUUUGUUGUGGCUUCUGACAAAACCGUAAUGACAUUUAAGCUCAAUGGGAAAGAAUGUGGGGAGGAGAUGAACAUGUCCACAUUGAAGAUAUGGGUGACUGGGGCUCUUCUCAACCAGGGAUUCGAAUUCAUUACUCCUGUAGCUUCUGAAAUCUCUCUUUCUGUAUGA